ACAUCGUUUAUCAUGAAGCAGACAGAGGCCGGGUGUUAAGUGCUGAACACAACAACGUGACACCGAUGCUAACAGCCCCGUCCCGCACUCAGAAAGAAUAGGAACAAGUGUCAUUUCCGGAACGUGUAGCUGUUGUUUUUAGCUUAGUCUUAGUCACUUGACUCUCUGACAAAGACUUUACAAGCUUGAGUGAGUCAUAAGCAUUUGAUUGGUCUUUGACUACAGACAGGACUGUGGGAAAGUGAUUAUAUGGUGUUAAUACUGUAUGUGGCCUAAUCGUUACUGGAUUGAUCCAUGUGUGGACUGUACAUUUUCAUUGUGCAUUGACUCCUUUGAAGCCUUCGCUCACUGUGCUUCUCUGUUUCUAAUGUUUUUCAUAAACGCUGUUAUUGAUUGCCUCCUGUGGGCGACUUUCCAAAACCACCACGCUGAAAAAGCCUUUAAUAACAGGAGGCAGAGACCCAGACUUCAUGCUACUGCUCCUCGCCCCCCUUUUCCCAGCACGCUGAUGAGCUCACUGAUGCAGACCGCCGGCCCACGCCGUCAGUUCGGGUCCAGAGCCCGGCAGACGAUAACGCGGCACCCAGCGACGUCAAACCAGUCGCCGCAUGUUUUUUCACCACCGUUUGGGAAAUGCUCUCGCUAAGCUGAGAACUGAGUCAGAUUCCACAGUGUUGAUGAAUUCCACACAUAGCGUGUUAGCUCGGCUGCAGCUCACCAAAAGCCACAAAAACUCGCUGUUGGCAUUUUGGAACGAAUCUGAGCUCUCACAAGGCCGAAGGACUUUGCCAGCGAACACGAGUCGAAAUUAAACUCAGUUUGAUGUGCCAGGAUGAAAUAGUUCAUUCACUGUCGUUUGAGGAUCUGACUGUUAUUAAGUAGAUGAAUAAUAAUAACAACGUAUGAAGAUAUGACUUAAUUCUUGACAUGCUUCACAUGGUCACAUCCCCUCACUGCGGGACACGGAACACUUCUGUACAGGUUCAGCCACUUUUCUUAAAGAACCUUUUGCUGAGGAUACGUCUAACGUUUCCGUUUGGGUCGUGACGAGCGUGUGGAGGCACCCAAACGUAAGCCUCAGUGAACGUCUGUUUUGCAACGCGUUUCUGCGUCGGCCGCUCUGGGCGACACCGAGCCCACGCUGGACCACAGGGAGCGCAGCUGCAGUCAGCUGACUGUUUACAGGCAUGAGCCAGGGACACAACGGGUGCAGAUCAGGCAAGCGUGUGCACGCUCGGCCAAAAGUGAACGUGUGACGGAGCGGCGUCUGGCGGAGACGAGGGACCGCGCCAGCUUAGCGUGUCUGUAGCGCCGCCGAAAUGUUUGAGAAAGCGCAAAGUGGGAGGUGAGGCUCCGCAGAGAGCAGUUUUCCAGGGAUAUCACAGCUCUGGCAUAUUCCCAGGAUGCAUACCUCAAAGGAAAUGAGGCAUACAGCGGAAAUGCCCAGAACAUCCCAGAGCCCCCUCCCAUAUGCUAUCCUCGGAUAGAAGUUAAAGCUGUGGGCAUGGCCCAGUCAUCAGAGAUUACAGCAGUCGGAGAGACCCCAAAAGGGCCAUGUCAGGGAUCAGCAAGACGAGGGGGGGGCAAUGAAAACAGUUACCGAUUGGAAAUCCCUGUUCCACCAGCUCCUACUCAACAGAAACCUCAGACAGUGGUGUGUGUCUGUAACGAGAGCGGGAGGACAGCGGCAAUGCCUCCUGAUCCAGCUGACAGGGGGUCACGGGUGAUAUGGACGGGAUCCAGCCACAGAACAGAAGACAACCAGUAUGGUCCUCCAGCAGAUUCCAGCUCUGCCAGACUCAGACCACACAUUUCCUCAGUACCUGGCAGUGCACAGCUGCAACACUCCCCCUCCCGCCCCACGGAAACCCCACUCUACCCCAAUUCUUCUAGUUCUAAACUCAGUGUGAUCUGCCCUGACACCCUAUCCGUAUCAUUACGGGCCCCUGCCUCACCAGACACGCUCUCACCGAAAGCCAACCACUGUUCACCAUCAUCCAAAGUCCCUUCCACUUCCCCACACCAGAACAUUGACUGGAGAAACUACACCACCUACAAGGACUAUAUUGAUGCCAAGAGGCUGCACACAUACGGCUGUCGCACCAUCCAAGAACGCUUGGACAGCUUGCGGGCAGCUGCUAAUUCCAGUUCUGCUUAUGCCCAGCAAAGCACACAAACGUCUUCUAGCACAAAACAAAGUGGAGCACUGGCUUCCCAGGUCAGACGGAGGAGCAUGUCUAAUGACAGAGGGGUAGAUGGAAGUAAUCAGGGUACUGCAGUGACAAUUCCAUUGCGUAGUGCCUCCCAAGAGAGGCUUGGAGCUGGAGCAGAGAGGAUGGUGACAACCAGGAACUGGCCUAGGAGUGCUUCCCAAGAUGCACUGCCGCUGUCCCCCCCUAUAGGGGCCACCAAACCAAGGGCGCGUUCUUGUGACUAUCUGGGCCAGCAGCUUGGAGAGCCAAGUUUGGCUGUCUGUGGAGAAAAGGCUGGGUUGGAUGAGAGGUCGCUGCUGUGCCGGGGUGAGGACGCUAGAGCUCACCGGCAGGGGGCGGGUCCCAGGGUGCUACCUCAUCCAAACAGGAGUCUCCCUGGACAGGAGAACGAAGGGCGAUUAUCAAACUCAUCUUUAGCUGCCUCUGUGUUUACUAAAGGUCUGACGGAUUCUGUGCUACCAUCAAGGACAGAUGGUCUCAUAAUGAGACCUUCACGUCUGCCUGUGAAAAACUCCAUUUCAGACCCUUCAUCUGUCUUGUCCUCCACAAAAGACCAAAGAGCUGCCAUCAUUGGCAACCAUCUGGGCUACCCUUCUCCUCUGCGCCUGCAUCUCAGGGACAGGGCAGACAGUCUGAAAAUGGAGAGCAGGUGGGACUCCGGGUUACCAGCAAGGUCCUCCUCCUGCUCUGGUCCCUCGUCCAAGCUCCCCAUACAGAAACAACUGCAAGGUAGAAAUGUCCCUGCUUCUUCUGCGUCCUCCACCACUAAUGGAGCCGUGAUCCAAAAGCUAAAGGUCAAAGAAACCUCCGCCUCCAUCGGUGCCCUUGUACGGACUAACGACAGCUUUAUUGAGGGCGUGGAAGGACCAGAUGCAACAGUUGUGGUUCUGAGAAAGGACAAACACUCUGCAGCCCCUCGCAUUCGGCCACCCUCUUACGUAUUCGCCGUUAAUGACAACCAGAAAGCAGGGAUUCAUAAGUCACCACCACUGGUGAAGGCAGGCUCUGCAGAUGGAGCCAUGUGCUGGAUGUCUCAUGACAGCUGCAGGGAGAUGCGUUUAAGGAGAAUGGGAGAAACAAGGCAAAGGUCUGACUCCAAUAACCUGAAUGACUCUCUGGAUUCUAUCCCCUUCAUAGAUGAACCAUCUAGUCCCAGCAUUGAGCAGGACAGCACACACAUUCCUGCCUCUGCUGUGAUAUCUGCAGCCCCUGUCAUCACCACUAUCCCACCUAGCCCCACGUCUCCGUCACCUCUUAUUCGACGCCAACUGUCACACGACCAAGAUUCGCUCCGUCUCACAAUUGUUGAGUCGGACUCUGUUACAAAAUCUGAGCGGUCCAGGUCAUGUGAUGAAGGUCUGGAUAACUACCGGGCAGAAAGCAGAGGGAGGUCUUUGAUACCUGGACUGAAAGGUCUUAAAAAGGCUGUGGACAGGUCAUCAGAGGAUUCGGGUUCCAGGAGAGAUUCGUCAUCCGACAUCUUCUGUGACGCCACCAAGGAGGGUUUGCUGCAUUUCAAGCAGCUCAGCACAGACAAGGGCAAGCGUGUUGGAGGAGGAACGCGCCAGUGGAAACCGAUUUUUGCCGUUUUACGAGGAAACUUUCUCUGCCUAUAUAAAGACAAGAAGGAGGGCCAUGCUCACGUAAACUGCCAGGCUGUGGAAGAGCCGCUGCCAAUUAGCAUCAAAGCCUGUUUGAUCGACAUCUCCUACAGCGACACCAAGAGGAAGAACGUUCUGCGGCUGACGACGUCGGACUGCGAGUACCUGUUCCAGGCGGAGGACCGGGAGGACAUGCUGGAGUGGAUUAGAGUCAUCCAGGACAACAGCAACCUGGACGAGGAGAAUGCAGCCUUUACCAGCCAUGACCUCAUCAGCAGGAAGAUCAAGGAGUACAACACCUUGAUGAGUCCAACUUCCAGCAAGACAGAGCCCUCGCCCAAACCCUCACGCCAGUCGCUGAGGCAGACACUGCUGGGAGGGAAGGCAGAGACCAAAGCAACGAGUCCGCACUCACCUAAAGCUGAGCAGGAGAAGAAGAACAUGCACAAAGAUGAUACCAGCCCUCCCAAGGACAAAGGCACGUGGAGGAAGGGGAUCCCGGGGUUGAUGAGGAAACCUUUUGAGAAGAAGCCAUCUCCUGGAAUCACGUUUGGCGUGAGACUGGAUGACUGUCCUCCUGCACAAACCAACAAGUUCGUGCCUCUGAUUGUGGAGGUCUGCUGUAAGCUGGUGGAGGAGAGGGGACUGGAGUACACAGGCAUCUACAGAGUCCCAGGCAACAACGCUGCCAUCUCAAACAUGCAGGAGGAGCUCAACAACAAGGGCAUGAGCGAUAUCGAUAUCCAGGAUGAUAAAUGGAGGGACCUCAACGUGAUCAGCAGUUUGCUUAAGUCCUUCUUCCGUAAGCUUCCAGAGCCGUUAUUCACUAAUGAUAGGUACACAGACUUCAUAGACGCCAACAGAAUAGAGGACCCAGUGGACAGACUCAAAGUGCUUAAAAGACUGCUUCAUGAGUUGCCAGAUCAUCACUAUGAAACCCUCAAGUUCCUCUCAGCUCAUCUGAAAACUGUGGCUGAAAACUCAGAGAAAAACAAGAUGGAACCGAGGAACCUUGCUAUCGUGUUUGGUCCCACUCUGGUUCGCACCACUGAGGACAACAUGACCCAUAUGGUGACGCACAUGCCGGACCAGUACAAGAUCGUGGAGACUCUUAUUCAGAAUUACGACUGGUUUUUCACUGAAGAUGGAAACGGAGAGCCAGUGACCGUGUCUCAGGAGGAGAGCGCAGUGGAGUCUCAGCCGGUGCCAAACAUCGACCACCUCCUCACCAACAUCGGCCGCACGGGCACGUCGCAGGGUGAAGUAUCAGAUUCACCGACUAGUGACUCUGCUAGAUCCAAGGGUUCCUGGGGUUCAGGGAAGGACCAGUGCAGCCGAGAACUCCUGGUCUCAUCCAUCUUUGCUGCAGCCAGUCGCAAAAGAAAGAAAUCAAAGGAGAAGCCGCAGCCUAGCAGCUCAGACGACGACUUGGAUUCUGUGUUCCCAAAGAAGGAAAUCCCUGGUCAGAAGCCAAACCACCACAAUCUCCACGUCGAGGCUCCUAGCGAGACUCGUCCCAGCCCCAACAUGAGGCACCAAGUGCGAGCCGAUGAGAGGAAGGAGAACGGGAGAGCUGUGGACCUGACGCCCAAAGCCAAGAGAGAGCAUAGAAACUCUUUAUUCCUGAAGGACAAGUCGACCUCCAGACAUCCCUCACCUUGCCCCUCUCCAUCCCCGAACGUCUGUGGCUCUCCUAACUUCAGCUACCAAACUGCUCCUAAGGGGAAGUCCUCCCUGUCGGAUCCUCCAUCACAGCUGGAUGAAAACGCCUCCGACCUCGGGACCAUGAGCUCUGGAGCCUCAGUGCCACGCUCACGACCUAAAAAGUGGACUGCGGGUGCGUCCUGUGACCUUCCGGCAGGUACGUGUAUUGUACUGGGAUCAGGUGCCGGAGCAUCAGCCGGUGCAGAGGUGAGCUCCAUCACCUCCGACUAUUCCACCACUUCAUCCAUCACGUUCCUAACUGGAGUGGAGUCCAGCGCGCUCAGCCCGGAGCUGCAGGGUGGGGAGGAGGCGGACGACGAGCGCAGUGAGCUCAUCAGCGAGGGGCGACCCAUGGAGACCGACAGCGAAAGCGACUUCCCGGUGUUUGCUCCAGGAGGUGGCAGCAGCCAGUCGACACCCUGCCCGGAGCAGAGCAAGGCCAAGACGGAAGCAAGAGGUGGUGCAGCUGAGGGGAGCACCACACCGAAACUGGAGGCGCGGCGCCUUUUUCCAUCACACAGGAUGAUCGAGUGUGACACCCUCUCCAGGCGGUGGUCUCUGAGACAGAAAACGGACAGCGACUCCUCGGUGGACGGAGUGGCCGGGAGCGGAGAGCGCAGCGAGGGCAGGGCGGAGGGCUCCACUCGGCUGGCUCGCGUUCUGGAGGUGAUGAAGAAAGGGCGGUCGACGAGCAGCCUCAGCUCGUCGUCACGCAGCGAGUCGGAGCGCUCCGAGCCGGCCUGGCACCUUAAGAUCAGCGAGAGGCUCAAGUUCAGGCUGCGCACGUCGGCUGAUGACAUGUUCACCCAGAGGAACCGAGGCGCGGACGUGAGUGGGAAGAAGAAAAGCAUCCGGCGGAGGCACACCAUGGGCGGGCAGAGGGACUUUGCAGAGCUGGCGGUCAUUAAUGACUGGAGGGAGCAGGGGGGGGUGGACCAGGCGGCUGAACUGUCAGCUCUGGACCGGCUCAAGCCCAGGUGCUCCUCUCAGGACUUCUCCAUCCGAGACUGGAUAACCAGGGAACGACGCCAAGGCUCCGAGCCCAGCGUGGAAGUCGCGCCCAAAGCAGUCCCUGAGGACGACCACGCGGAGGCUCAGGAGGCCGCUCCGGUGGGACCUUGUCCUCCGCCUGCACAGACACUGACAGAGGAGCACGUCAGCAGCAGCGAGCUGCAAAGCAAAAGCAAGGCAGCACUGGGAGCAGACGCUCACCCACACAAACUCUCUGGAGUGCAAGUGGUUCGCUCGCGGUUCUACCAAUAUCUGUGAGUGUGCGUGGAAAAGAAAACUGAAUGAAAGUGUGAACGUAUGAAUGUGUUUGUUUUAGCGAAGGUUACUGCACAAUAUUUUUUCAACAAAGAGUACUUUAUGUAUCUAGUGUACAUACUGUGUAUAGGCUUACAUACCUAUGUGAUUGUUACUGGAAUUCCGCUGAAGAGAGUUGUGUGUGUUUUUCACUGACUCACUGAACUGGAGCAGACAUGGAAACAACACAAACUUCCUCCUGCGAGAUCAACCCUUACUACAGCGAGAAUGUGACUGCUGUUGAGAAGACAGAAACGGACUCGUAUGAUCAUUACACAGCACUAAUGACUAUUACUGAAGGAAACGGGAGGAACCCUUGUUAGUAGUUCUUCCUGUUGUAUAUGGUAUAAAGAAUGUAUUACACGCGCCUCUUGGAUGAAUUGCUUGUGACAAUAUUGUCAUUUUCAAAACAAUAUGUAUUUGUUUUGUUUUGCCUGUACUUGAAGUAUAUGGAUAUAAGUGAAGGCUGCUUUCUGAGCUGGGUGCUGUGGGAAGUUUGGUUUUCACAGUGCAGCAACACCAGCCAGAUAUUAGCUUGACUGGAGGAUUCUUAGAGUUUAGUUAAGUCCAGACUGAAACUGUGGAUUGCUGAUACUAUAGUAUGUAAUGCUUGGUACAGUAGUUUCCUUUGCUUAUUACUUUGUCCAGUUAUUGAAAAGUAAGUAAAAAGUAAGUUUUUACAUAUGUUUUUAUCUGAAAAAGAGAAAGUGCCUAUUUUUUUUAUGUUUUUACCAACAUUUGUCAAAAGGAAUUUAAUAAACGUUUAGGACAGAAGAUUUCACAGGCAUUCCUGGUUAGUUCUAUUUAUAGCAGCAGCACAGCAUUAAAAUUUACGUCCAUGUCUAUUGUGUCAGUUGAGUUUUCUUCCUGGCUCUGCUCUGAUGCAGCAGAGCCUAAACGUGGGAGAAAAGAAAAACCUUUGAAACUGCAUGAGGCAAUUUAUUUUCCCACAAACAGUGAACGUCUCGCCUUUAUACAGCAGAACAUGGCCACCGUGCUGUCCCUCAGCAAACACUGGAAAUAAAUAAUCCUGUUAUUAAA
Betta splendens (Siamese fighting fish) is the source of this 7864-nucleotide messenger RNA. RefSeq names its product rho GTPase-activating protein 21. Gene Ontology annotation, biological process: signal transduction. Lineage: Eukaryota; Metazoa; Chordata; Actinopteri; Anabantiformes; Osphronemidae. Bases 1505 to 6787 code for a protein of 1760 amino acids. Gene Ontology annotation, molecular function: protein binding; phospholipid binding. The transcript has 20 exons. The record is from RefSeq and is a predicted model, not a curated record.